Mesocricetus auratus (golden hamster) is the source of this 7717-nucleotide messenger RNA. It is a transcript of the gene Afdn, whose product is annotated as afadin, adherens junction formation factor. Lineage: Eukaryota; Metazoa; Chordata; Mammalia; Rodentia; Cricetidae. Bases 90 to 5846 code for a protein of 1918 amino acids. Gene Ontology annotation, molecular function: cell adhesion molecule binding. Gene Ontology annotation, biological process: regulation of protein localization; signal transduction. Gene Ontology annotation, cellular component: adherens junction. The transcript has 35 exons. The record is from RefSeq and is a predicted model, not a curated record.
GGCGGCGAGCGGCGGGCGGCGGUGUCCAGGCGGCCUGCGGUGUUUGGAGCCCGGCCGGCCGUGGGGAGGGGGAAGGAGCGGCCGCCACCAUGUCGGCGGGCGGCCGCGACGAGGAGCGGCGGAAGCUGGCCGACAUCAUCCACCACUGGAACGCCAACCGGCUGGACCUGUUCGAGAUCAGCCAGCCGACCGAGGAUCUGGAGUUUCAUGGAGUCAUGAGAUUUUAUUUUCAAGAUAAAGCUGCUGGAAACUUUGCAACAAAGUGCAUUCGGGUAUCUAGCACGGCAACUACUCAAGAUGUGAUUGAAACACUGGCAGAGAAGUUCCGCCCUGAUAUGCGCAUGCUGUCCUCUCCCAAGUAUUCUCUCUAUGAAGUGCAUGUCAGUGGAGAAGAAAGAAGAUUAGACAUUGAUGAGAAACCUCUAGUUGUACAGUUGAACUGGAACAAAGAUGAUCGGGAAGGUAGAUUCGUCCUUAAGAAUGAGAAUGACGCCAUUCCAGCCAAGAAGGCUCAGAGUAAUGGACCCGAGAAGCAGGACAAGGAAGGCGUUAUCCAGAACUUCAAGAGAACUCUCUCAAAGAAAGAAAAGAAGGAAAAAAAGAAGAGGGAAAAAGAGGCAUUGAGACAAGCCUCUGAUAAGGAAGAAAGGCCUUCUCAAGGGGAUGACAGUGAGAAUUCUCGACUGGCUGCUGAAGUUUACAAAGAUAUGCCUGAAACCAGCUUUACGCGAACAAUUUCUAACCCUGAGGUGGUUAUGAAACGGCGGCGGCAGCAAAAGCUUGAAAAGAGAAUGCAAGAGUUUCGGAGCUCAGAUGGGCGGCCUGACUCAGGUGGAACAUUGAGAAUAUAUGCAGACAGUUUAAAACCAAAUAUUCCAUACAAGACAAUCCUGCUGUCUACUACAGACUCUGCAGACUUUGCUGUGGCGGAAUCUCUGGAGAAGUAUGGUCUAGAAAAAGAGAGUCCCAAGGACUACUGCAUUGCCCGGGUUAUGCUUCCUCCUGGAGCCCAGCAUUCUGAUGAAAGAGGUGCUAAGGAAGUUAUUCUUGAUGAUGAUGAGUGUCCUUUGCAGAUCUUCAGGGAAUGGCCAAGUGACAAAGGGAUUUUAGUCUUUCAAUUGAAGAGGAGGCCACCGGACUAUAUCCCAAAGAAAAUGAAGAAGCAUGUUGAAGGGAAGCCGCUGAAGGGGAAGGAUAGGGUCGACGGGUCUGGCUAUGGUUCUACUCUUCCUCCUGAGAAACUGCCCUACUUAGUAGAGUUAAGUCCAGGGAGAAGGAGUCACUUUGCCUACUGCAGCUAUCACACUUACGAAGAUGGCUCUGACUCCAGAGACAAGCCAAAGUUAUACCGCCUUCAAUUAAGUGUGACUGAAGUCGGGACAGAGAAGUUCGAUGACAAUUCUAUCCAGUUGUUUGGCCCAGGAAUUCAGCCCCAUCACUGUGACCUCACUAACAUGGAUGGAGUGGUCACUGUGACACCCAGAAGUGUGGAUGCAGAGACGUACGUGGAUGGCCAGCGCAUCUCGGAGACGACCAUGCUGCAGAGCGGCAUGACAGUGCAGUUCGGCUCCUCACAUGUGUUCAAGUUUGUGGACCCCAUUCAGGACCACGCUCUUUCGAAGAGGUCUGUGGAUGGAGGCCUGAUGGUCAAGGGCCCAAGACAUAAACCUGGAGCCAUUCAGGAGACAACCUUUGAUUUGGGAGGAGAUAUUCACAGUGGGACAGCAUUGCCAGUAAGCAGGAGUACUACUAGACUGGACAGUGACAGAGUGUCCUCUGCCUCCAGCACAGCUGAGCGAGGGAUGGUGAAGCCAAUGAUCCGCCUGGACCAGGAGCAGGAUUACCGACGAAGAGAAAGCAGAACUCAGGAUGGGGCUGGGCCUGAACUGACACUGCCUGCCAGCGUUGAAUUCAGGGAAAGCUCUGAAGAUUCUUUUUUAUCUGCCAUUAUAAACUAUACCAAUAGCUCUACAGUCCAUUUUAAGUUGUCACCUACAUAUGUGUUAUACAUGGCGUGCCGGUAUGUAUUGUCCAGCCAGCACAGGCCCGACAUCAGUCCGACAGAGCGCACACAUAAGGCCAUUGCUGUCGUCAACAAGAUGGUGAGCAUGAUGGAAGGGGUCAUUCAGGAAGUAGACCAGGUUGAUCAGAAACAAAAGAACAUUGCAGGGGCGCUUGCGUUCUGGAUGGCGAAUGCAUCUGAACUUCUCAACUUCAUCAAGCAGGACCGAGACCUUAGUCGGAUCACACUAGAUGCCCAGGACGUCUUAGCACACUUGGUUCAGAUGGCAUUUAAGUACUUGGUUCACUGUCUUCAGUCAGAACUUAAUAACUACAUGCCAGCCUUUCUGGAUGAUCCAGAGGAGAACAGUCUGCAAAGACCAAAAAUAGAUGACGUGCUGCACACACUCACAGGAGCCAUGUCCUUGCUGAGGCGCUGCAGAGUCAAUGCUGCCCUGACCAUCCAGCUGUUCUCUCAGCUUUUCCAUUUUAUCAACAUGUGGCUGUUCAACAGACUGGUGACUGACCCAGACUCGGGCCUGUGCUCCCACUACUGGGGAGCGAUUAUCCGCCAGCAGCUAGGGCACAUUGAAGCCUGGGCGGAGAAGCAGGGCCUGGAGCUGGCAGCUGACUGUCACUUGAGCAGGAUUGUGCAGGCUACUACUUUGCUUACCAUGGAUAAGUAUGUACCUGAUGACAUUACAAAUAUAAACAGUACGUGCUUUAAGUUAAAUUCUCUGCAACUUCAAGCCUUGUUACAGAACUACCACUGUGCACCCGAUGAGCCUUUUAUUCCUACGGAUCUCAUAGAAAAUGUUGUGGCUGUUGCUGAGAACACAGCUGAUGAGCUUGCCCGCAGUGACGGCAGAGAUGUGCAGUUGGAGGAGGACCCAGACCUACAGCUACCCUUUCUCUUGCCAGAAGAUGGCUAUUCCUGUGAUGUCGUCAGAAACAUUCCAAAUGGUUUACAAGAGUUUUUAGACCCUCUGUGCCAGAGAGGAUUUUGCAGAUUGGUUCCUCAUACACGUUCACCAGGUACUUGGACAAUAUAUUUUGAAGGUGCAGAUUAUGAAAGUCACCUUAUGCGUGAGAACACAGAACUGGCCCAGCCUCUGAGGAAGGAACCUGAGAUAAUCACGGUGACCCUAAAAAAACAGAAUGGAAUGGGCCUCAGCAUUGUUGCAGCAAAGGGUGCUGGCCAGGAUAAACUGGGAAUCUACGUGAAGUCUGUUGUGAAAGGAGGAGCUGCAGAUGUGGAUGGACGUCUAGCUGCUGGGGACCAGCUCCUCAGUGUGGAUGGACGAAGUCUGGUUGGACUUUCUCAGGAAAGGGCAGCAGAACUCAUGACAAGAACCAGUUCAGUGGUCACACUUGAAGUUGCAAAGCAAGGCGCCAUCUAUCACGGCCUGGCCACCCUCCUUAACCAGCCAUCCCCCAUGAUGCAGAGAAUUUCAGAUCGUCGCGGCUCAGGUAAACCCAGACCAAAGAGUGAAGGUUUUGAGCUCUAUAAUAAUUCAGGUCAAAAUGGCUCCCCAGAGAGUCCUCAGAUGCCUUGGACAGAGUACAGUGAGCCAAAGAAACUUCCUGGUGACGACAGGCUGAUGAAAAACAGAGCAGAUCACCGUUCCAGCCCUAAUGUGGCAAAUCAGCCUCCUAGUCCUGGAGGGAAGAGUCCAUAUGCCUCUGGAACAGCGGCUAAGAUAACAUCUGUCUCCACUGGAAACCUGUGCACUGAGGAGCAGACCCCUCCACCUAGACCUGAAGCCUAUCCCAUCCCUACUCAGACAUACACCAGAGAGUAUUUUACCUUUCCAGCUUCAAAAUCCCAGGACCGGAUGGCUCCUCCUCAGAACCAGUGGCCAAAUUAUGAGGAAAAGCCACAUAUGCACACAGAAAGUAAUCAUUCCAGUAUUGCAAUCCAGCGUGUUACCCGUUCCCAGGAAGAGCUUCGAGAAGAGAAGGGUUACCAGCUUGAGCGGCAUCGAGCAGAGGCUGGCAUGGAUCGCAAGUGUGACAGUGACAUGUGGAUCAAUCAGAGCUCCUCAGUGGAUUCCAGCACAUCCAGCCAAGAGCACCUGAACCACUCCUCCAAGUCAGUCACCCCUGCUUCCACUCUGACCAAAAGCGGUCCCGGACGUUGGAAAACCCCCGCAGCAGUACUGCCUACCCCUGUGGCUGUCUCCCAGCCCAUUCGAACAGACCUCCCUCCCCCACCCCCUCCGCCUCCUGCCCACUACACCAGUGAUUUUGAUGGCAUUCCAGUGGAUCUGCCCCUCCCACCUCCUCCUGCCAACCAGGCAGGACCCCAGUCUGCUCAGGUGGCUGCUGCAGAGAGGAAAAAGAGAGAAGAGCAUCAGCGGUGGUAUGAGAAAGAGAAGGCCCGCCUCGAGGAGGAGCGCGAGAGGAAGCGCAGGGAACAGGAGCGGAAGUUGGGGCAGAUGCGCACGCAGUCCCUGAACCCUGCUUCCUUCUCUCCUUUGGCCACACAGGCCAAGCCAGAAAAGCCUUCCACACUGCAGAGGCCCCAAGAAACAGUCAUCCGGGAGCUGCAGCCCCAGCAGCAGCCCCGCACGAUCGAGCGCAGGGACCUGCAGUACGUCACCAUCAGUAAAGAAGAGCUGUCCUCUGGGGACAGUCUGUCUCCAGACCCCUGGAAACGAGAUGCCAGGGAGAAGCUGGAGAAGCAGCAGCAAAUGCACAUCGUCGACAUGCUGAGCAAGGAGAUCCAGGAACUGCAGAACAAGGUGGACCGCACCGCAGAGGAGAGUGACCGCCUGCGGAAGCUUAUGCUGGAAUGGCAGUUCCAGAAGAGACUGCAGGAGUCCAAGCAGAAGGAUGAGGAUGACGAGGAAGAGGAAGAUGAUGAUGUGGACACCAUGCUGAUCAUGCAGCGUCUGGAGGCUGAGCGGAGAGCCAGGCAGACUGCUAUGCCAGCAAUCUCUGUUCUAGAUUUGUUGCAGGAUGAGGAGCGCAGGCGCCAGCAGCAGUUGGAAGAGAUGCGCAAACGAGAAGCAGAAGAUCGUGUAAGACAAGAGGAAGAUCGACGCCAUCAGGAGGAGGAGCGAGUAAAGAGAGAUGCUGAAGAAAAGAGGCGACAGGAAGAAGGGUAUUACAGCCGCCUAGAAGCUGAGAGGCGCAGACAGCACGACGAGGCAGCACGAAGGUUGCUGGAGCCCGAAGAGCCUGGGCUGAGCCGACCUCCACUUCCACGGGACUAUGAGCCCCCAUCCCCGUCCCCAGCACCCAGCGCCCCUCCUCCCCCACCUCAGCGAAACGCCUCCUACCUCAAAACACAGGUCCUCUCCCCAGACUCGCUGUUCACUGCCAAGUUUGUUGCAUAUGAUGAUGAUGAGGAGGAGGACUGCGGCCCAGCAGGUCAGGAUAAGUACCCCAGCACAAGGAGGUCUCAUGAGCACCUUCCUCUUGCUGCCCCUAAGCCGCAGCAGCCCCCCUGCCAGCCACGCCCAGCCUCGGAUGGCAUCUUUCUCUCCAACUCAUUCCAGCCACCCUUGGCCAAAGCCAACAGUACUGCUAACAAAGCAGGCCAGCCCCCACCCCCUCCAGGCAAACCGAGCUUCUGCCGUCCUGGCCCCUGGAAAGGUAGAGGACCACACUCUUAUACGGGAUCUGCUGGAACAGCUUCAGCAGUCCAUGAUGUUCCUCGGGACCCAAGAGAGAAGCACACUAGAAGCCAAGAUGCAGACUUUCCAGGCAGUUCUGGAGCCCCUGAAAACCUGACAUUUAAAGAGCGUCAGCGCCUCUUUUCACAAGGUCAAGAUGUGUCUGACAAAGUAAAAGCUUCUCGUAAAUUAACAGAACUUGAGAAUGAACUGAACACCAAGUGAGAAGAGAAGACAAGAGAAGAGAAGAGAAGAGAAGAGAAGAGAAGAGAAGAGAAGAGAAGAGAAGAGGGCGCCUUGUGCUCCCAUGAGUCUGGUUUUGUGGGGGUGAGCCUGAAGAGGAGGGAACAGUUCUAGUGUUAAAGUGAUUUCUAAUUUCUGUUUUUAAAGUGGUUGCAAGUUAGAGAUGUUCCAAUUCUAAGAAAUCUUGUUUUACUUUACCAAGAAGUCCUGCCUACUUCCUAUUGAUUUGACUCAGAUGAAGUUAUCUUCUGUUGUUAGCUUCUUUGGGGAGUCUUAGACUCAAGGGGCAGAGUGAUGGGCAGUAAAGGUCACAGGGUGUUUCCUCUGCCCUCUUUCCCCUGUCAUUCCAAGGACAGUAGGCCAAAAGAUUAUCUUUCUGUUCUUUCUCAAAACUCCACUUGGCCACCAGACAGUGACAGCUGAAUAGCACAGGCCAGUACUGUGUUCCAGUGGAGGCAGGACUGUCAGCCUGGAGCCGCUGCCUCCCAAGUCCAGGGCAGAUAGAUGUCCCCACUGUACCGUCUGUAAUGAGCAUUAGGUGGCUAAAUGGAGUAUCUUAUAUGUAAGAUGCACAACACAUUAUUCUUGACAGACUUGAGCUCCUGAUCAAUCCUAAAUGUUUGAGAUUAUCUAAUUAAUAAUUCAGUUUUGAAAAUUCUCAAAAUUUUAAAGGUUUAACCCUAGGGGAUUUUAUUUUUAUAGAUACCAAAUCAUUAUUAGACUAAUCAUUGGUGAAAAUUAAAGAUGAUGGUUAUGUUGGGAAGUUACAUAAUAUUUCAGAUAUUCCAAAGAAUCUAGACCUCUCUAGCUAAACGGCAUUCAUCUGGGUAGAAGAGAAGACGUCAGAGAAGAGUGGAGCUCACAGGUGGCAGUCAAACAUAGCUAUCAGAAAUUUAAAUUUAACAAAGGUUUGUGUUAGGUAUACUGUCAUAAAGGGGAGGAAUUGGUUACUGUGCCAUCUGAACUUAUUACUGUAAGAAUAACUUGUGGUAGCUCAAUCUACAUUUCUUUUACAGCAUAAUAGAAUAGUUUAAUUUUAAUUUUUGAAUUUGCGCUGUUAUUCCUCCAGCUGAGUUGUGGGAGACAACUUGUUUAUGUUUGUGUAAAAGCAAACUUUAUGACUUCAAGCACACUUCCUAUUUGGCAAAGCCCUAAUGUGGAUCUAGAUGAUCUUUCUGUACCAUACUAUUCUCUGACAAGACUGUACGUUAGGAAAACAGGCACACUUUCAAAUAGAACAGAAGCAUUUGCAACCUUAAAACCACUUUUAAUAAGAACUGUAUGAUAAAUUGUUGAAAUACAAAUGUAAAUAUUUUUUAUGUCUAGUAAGCUUCCUAUUUGAAAGUGCCUCUGCUGUUUCCUCUGUGAGAGAAUUGAAUGGUCCCGAGAGCUAAUGAAGGUUUGCACACUUGCCUAGGAAGUACAAUCUCCUUGUGUCUGGAGCACACUGGCAGCCUUUGGGCAGAUCCAUACCUCCCAGAGAGGAGCAGAUGCCUGCUGUUGCUUGUACGUGGGAAGACAGACGCACACAGGAACCUGCAAACAUCUGAAAACUCUGUAUGUGUGUGUGAAACCCAUAGUGAAGUAGACUCGGCCUCCCUGGACAGUGAGAGCGACUGUGAAUGUGUGUUGUAAGGGCGUUACAUAGUGUGUUACGGUGGGGAAACACCCAAACUGCUGUUUUCCAUUUCUACUGUAUUUCAGUUGCAGCCUAUUUUUAAUAAACUUUGUAUCUAUUUAAGUGUAUUUGCUAUUGUUUUCAUCAAAGUGUGAUAAAGUUUAUAUUUGUAAUGCCUGCCCUCCUCUCCCCCAUUUCCAUCUGUCACUACUCCAUUAAACAGUGCUGAGUGUCA